Aspergillus niger is the source of this 1407-nucleotide messenger RNA. RefSeq lists its product as hypothetical. The transcript has 11 exons. Bases 1 to 1407 code for a protein of 468 amino acids. The record is from RefSeq and is a predicted model, not a curated record. Lineage: Eukaryota; Fungi; Ascomycota; Eurotiomycetes; Eurotiales; Aspergillaceae.
AUGGAGGGAUUAUCGCCAACAGUUUACCUUUUUCGAGGGGAGGGUCAAUCUGCAUACCGCCACAACACUCAUCCAGCUGGCUUUGACUUAUUCCGUAAGGCCAUGAUGAUACCAAGCCCCCGAGAAGGAAAGGAUUAUUCUUUCUUUAACAGAUCCAUAGUCAGGAGGCCACUAAGGUGCGAGGGGGAAGGGGGAAAUCCGGAUGAGGAGCGUGAUGAGCGGAUAGACAGCACAAUCGGGCCUGGUGCGAUUUACCGCCGAUCUUCUAAUAGUGAGUCUGUCAGCCGGGUUAUCUUUGCUGGUCAGCCCCUCUUAAGUAGUAUGGAGUAUCGGCACACCGCGGUGAUGGUGGAGGUGGAGGAGAGUGCAUCGCUGCCUGGAUCUGAUUGCCAGGGCAUCGGCCUCUCCCACCCCUCCUCCUCCUCACUUGCCCACUUUCAUACACUAAGACUAUGUACUACUGCUGCUCCUAUGCUCUGGCGUUCCAGACCCCAGUCCACUUUAUACUACAUCCAGGAUUCUUGCCUCUUCCUUACUGGUUGGCUGACACGUAGGACAAACCUAAGCACAGGCCACAUUCUAUACAUACGUACAGUAGGUGCCUACCUCGCAUCGGCAUUGCCAGCACGUCUGCCUACAGCAGAUUAUGCAUGGUCCUCCAUGUUUUACGACGAGAUCUGGGGAAAAGACUCGCGGCUGACGGCCCGCGGAAUGGUAUUCGCAGGAUUGAAAGCAGCCUGGAAAACGUCUUGUCUAGAAAAAAAAAACUCCAGAACAUCAAGGCUCAUACUCCGUACUCCGCCUCGACUGCUUAGGUCUCGGACUGCUCCGUAUUAUGUCGCAACUUGCGUGUCGUUUCCGGUCGUCAAAUGGCAGAUGCAGCUUACAUAUGACCCACUUGGGUGGUGGUUUUGGGCCUUCUCGUCCAGGCUCCUCUCUACCUACGUAAGUAACUAUGUAGGAGGGUUUCCGACUCUGCCGCGCGAUCUGCUUGCGAGCUCAGACAUAAUAGUGGCGUCGGUGAGGGCACGCGACGAAAAGCUUUGCGAGACCCGUAUCAACAACUGUGCCAGGGUGGGUUAUGUGGUCGGCCAGGACAAUCAGGACAAAUCACACAGUCCAGGUGACGGCGGUAUCUGGAAUGCCGUGUCACAUCCACCCUGCGCCGAUGGCUUGAUUUCACGGUCGGUUGCAGCCUGGCGCUCCAGCUCCAGCUCCAGUUCUAAAGUGGGCGAAGUAAGGAGGCUUGGAGCCCCUGAUAGCACAGCAGCGCAUGAUGAGAACAGCCGAGAGAGUGAGACGAAUCCUGACAUGCUAGCGAGGAGUGGCUUCGGAAAAAGAAAGCUAAGAUUUGAAGGCGCGUUGCGAGUUGAUCACUGGCUUGGAACUAAUCAAGUAGUUGGUUGA